UGGCAGUGCAAUGGUUACGCUGCGUGCGUCUCAAGGGCAAAGGAAAUGAGGAAACCGAUCACAACAAGUAAUGAAGACUCAGACCUCUCUCUGUGUCUGUGGACUAUGCUGCUACUCCCGUGUUAGCUGUGCUGCCAUGUCAGUGCAGGAUGUCAUUCCUGUCAUAUUUAUAAGAGGAUAAAAAAACCGGCAAGAUGCGCCUGGAGGGGAAACGUCACAUUUUCAGAGGGAGCGACAGUGUGGAGAGACUGUAACCGAGCCGGGGAGCGGAAUUUGCUGCACUGUCCAGCUCUGCACGGCGGGAUAAAGCUUCGGAUCUUUACCGGAUAAGCGUCCUAUAGUUGGAUGAUGCGUUUUUUUCAGCCACACAGGGGAUUCAAUGAUCGCACCACGUUUCAGCGGGAAUCUGGAUGAUCCUCUGGUCACGCCACCCGGACCCCCACACCGGCUUUAUGGGCUCAGCACCAAUAGACUGACCUGGAAUAAAUAAAAGAAAGCAUCAGUCAAAGUUUGAAUAAGUCUCAUUUGGGAAAAAUCAGGAUUUAAAGGUUACGUUUCCACGAUUUGAUAGGGCUAUUUAAUUAUUACUUAAAAGUGAUAUAUUUUCUGUCUAUAUUUUAAAAUAAGUGAAGGGAGGGGCAGGCCUAGUCCUCUCGUGUUUGACUAAUUUAAAUGUGAUAACAAACUAUAAUACUUAAGGAACUGACUUUGGGUAUUAUUAACACGAUCAUUCAGUUUCAAAUGCAACAAGAUAAAGUUAUUAUUUAACAUCUGAGGAUGCCACCCUUGGUGUCCUUUCAAGGAAGGGAGCCUGGAGAAUGAAAGCGGGAUUUCUGCGUCUUUAAUCGGACCCAGAGACAGUCGGACAAACCACCUUCUGUUUUUCUUUUUUUGGAUCGGUCCAAAACAUAUUUUUGCGUGCCCCUUUGGACUCCUGCACAAUGGGGAUUAUGCUUCAAGUUAUUCUAGGAAUGUUUCAAUUCCUGCUUCUCACUAGAAUACCGACGUCCCAUGCCAAGCUCGCCCACUGGCGGCCUGCAGACACCCCAAAAUCACGGGAAGGUAGGGAAGUGCGCCGGUGGUUGGAGGUUUAUUCUCGGAGUGGCUGUGAGCCUCGAGACACUCUGGUGGAGGUUUGGCGGGAGUUACCGGGGGAGACGCACCAUCUCUUCGUCCCAUCCUGUGUGUCAGUGAUGCGAUGUGGUGGCUGCUGUGCUGACGAGGCCCUGGAGUGUGUUCCCUCCCUUACAAACACAAUCACCAUGGAGCUGAUGAGAACCUCCUUUAUGAAACAUGAGCUUGUUGAGCUGCCGUUCGUAGAGCACAGUCAGUGUGAGUGCAGAUUAAAAGUUCAAGUCCAGCCAACACCUACUACAAGGCCUCAUCUAAAGCCAACAAGAACAGACAAGAAAAGGGAGAGAGGAAAGUCCAGACAGAAGACCAGUGGAGCCUUCAGAGCCGUGACACAUGCUCCCCCAACUCUUCCUCCUCCAUCCACCCCUCCCAUCAGCUUCUCUCCCUCUCCGUCGCCUUCUCCAAGGCCUCGUUGCCACCCUUGCAGAGGGAGGAAAUGGGCGCUGGAUGUCACGUCCUGUCAGUGCCAUUGCACCAUCAGAGCUGAGAGCUGCAUCCAGAAAAACCGGAGCCUCAACACGCGUCGCUGCAGGUGUGAUGCCAUGAGGACUUGAUGUGUCCUGUCACUGUCUUUUCACCUCCUUCUUUACACCAACACCUGUUGAUUCAUCCCCAACUCCGCACCAGUGCCAUGGAGCAUACAGACGCUUGGACAUCAAAUAACCUCAGACUGAAGGAAAUAUUAGUGGGAGCACACACAAAAACCUGUUGUAACUACAAGUGCAGCAUAACAUAACCUAAAUUUAGAUCUAGUUUUGUGUGUGUGCAGCCAAAAAUCUCCCCGCCUCUCACCUGCUUCAGUGGCAAAGCUUCUUUCAGUCCACAUGCAUGUACAGACAUGUAGAGUCCCCGUACACAUCCCAUGAGUGGAGGGAUGAGUGGCAGCUUAAUGGCGUGGAUUUCAUACAAAUUCUUUCUUGGUGGAAACAAUCACAAAAGCUACUCAUUUACGCCCUCCAUUGGAACAUAUACAUUUAAGAGAGCAGUACAAAACACGACUGAUUGAAAGAAAAAAUUGGAUGUGAAGUGGACGGGUCUUACAAAGGUGUCCUACAUGUUUUGGUAUUUGCAGGAAAACUGCACAUGGAAAUGUAUUCCAGGGUGAAUUCAGGCCGUUUUUUGGUGCAGAGGAUUUGAAAGAAAAGGCAACUAAUUUUAGAUGGACACGCCCACACUUAGACAUACCAGAAGGACACAGGACAUGCGCAUGAACUGGCCCCAGUGUGCACGGACCUAUAGUUUAGCUGAAUACUGGCAUGGAGAGUAUCUGUGUGGUCUCUCCACUGAAAGACCCAGAUGGGAUAUCCCUGCAGCCGUUCUCUCUCAUUCAAAGCGUAUGACCACGGGCUGGCUCUCCAAGCCGCUUUCCGGCAUUUGUUUAAUUUGGGCCCUUUGUCUCCAUCUUCCCUCGGCUCCUCUGUUGAAAGCAGCCGCUUUGCCUCUCUUUGCCUCUCUUUGCCUCUCUUUUAGGCAGUGAGGAGAAUGACAAUAAUGAGGCCUGGCGGCUAUCCACUGCUUCACACAGACAUUCACACUUAUAAUACCAGGAACACAGACAACACUGCAAAUGCAGACACACUCAACCUGACUCACUUUGUGCUAUAGCAGGCACACACACAUUCAUAUUUACCAAGAUGCAAUGCGGAUUGAGCAUUCAAGCAUAAGCAUUUGGGUGCAAAAAUUGUUGUUUUUAUUUGCAGUUUACUGCAAAUUCUUCAUUUAAUAUUGUAUUAUUUGCCUCACAUUUUUUAUUUUAAUAUAAUUCUGUCAAGUUGAUUGAAAAGAUAUUCUAUAUUGCAGAAUGUGUUUCUUUGUUUUGUUUGUUCAUCUUUAAUCCGUCUGCAUAAAGAGUCACGCUGGGUGGCCGGCGAUGUAUACAUUCAGCAUUUAAACCGAUACCCAAAUGUAUUGAAUUUAAACAGACAUGGCUCACAAGGGCAGCAAAUGGGAGACUAUAUACAUUAUAAUGUGUAAUUCAAACAAUCGGCGGGGCAGUUUUAUCCACAGCAGCAAACAGAAACCAACAAAUAACCGUUCCCAGUGCAGUGAAAGCAAAACAUGGCUGCUUUUGUUGCAACUUAGAGAAAGGAUGUAAAUACUAUUAUUCAUUUGGAACAUAACUUGUUUAUAUUCUGACCGAAUCUCACGGUUUAACUCCAUGUUAGUUCAUGACUGCUUGGCCGCUGGUUGGGAACGGGGAUUUGAACUGUGACUGUUUGAGAAAGGACGAGGUCUUGAGCAGCUUGUCAGUCAGUGUGAGGUGCUAAAGCAAGAGCUCAGAGAACCCAUUAUGGCGGGUCACUGAGUUUAAACCCAUUUUUGACACUGAUUCAGACCUUUUGUCCUGUGCUAAAUUUUUCCUGAGAAUAUUUUACCAGUGACGUCUUAUCUCCAGGACAAACAGUAGCUCUGACACUACAUAAUUCAUGCCCUCCUCUCCCCCAGGAUUUAUACAAUCCUACUGUUGAAACAGUCCAGAGUCUGAAUUAUUUGUGUGUCAGACUCCAGCUAAAGAACUUUGUGUCAGUGGCCGGUGUGAUAAGCUCUGUAUUUAUACUCUCCUGAAAUGAGAUUAUUUUUUCCACGCUAGAGUCCAUUGUUCAGUGUUUGUUAUUACUGUCAAUCAAUGCUUCAAUCACUACCUCUAUAUCACAACAUAUUAAUGACCAAGUAUUAGAGCAAUGUUGUUACUUUAUCUGUGUUAUUUCAGACCUCUUUUUGUAAUUUGUAUUGUCAUUUAGAAUAAGCAUAGUCUCCAUUGUAGAAAUGUGGAACUGCAGCAGAUCUAUAGUGAUUAUCACUGAUUUAGAGGAACCUAUAGGAUUUUCUGUGUGCGUUUAAAUAAUCUGAAGGGAAGCAUUUCUCAUAUGAGAAGAACUGAACAAGUACAGACCAGACACUGUGUGAAAUGUGGAACAGAGGCGGUUUCUCAAAGAGUUUGUAGGUUCAAACUAUAUAAUAUCUUGAAGUACUGGCUUCCAAAGAGAAGAUGGACAUUUUAGGUAAUGAAGCUAUUUCGCUUUUUGCUGAGUGUUAUGACAAGAUUGAUACCACCUUUUUCAUCUUUGCACAGAAAAUAUGAAGCUGGACACAGCAAUUAGUUAGCCUAUCUUAGCAUAACAAGUGGAAACAAGGGCAAACAGCUAGCCUGGCUCUCCUCGGACAGAAAAAAUAAAGUCCAUGUAGAAGCAGCAGCAGCACUAAAAUGUACAAGUUAACACCUUAAUCACUUUUAUUUAUUCUGUGAAGUGUGAAAACAACAGGUUAUGGUUUUAGCAAGCAACAUAAUAAUGAAUUCACUUCAGAGACAGAGUGUGACUUUUAGACAGAGCCAGGAUAUCUGUUUACCCUAGAGAGAUGGCUAUCAACCUUCUCAUGUAACUCUCAGCAAUAAAGCAAACAAGCAUGUUACACAAAUGUUUAAAUUAUGAAUAAGUAAUUAAUGCAUUUGUUAUUAUAUCCUUAGUUCUUCGAUAACAUUGCAUUUUGUAAACAAAUAUUUUGGGAAACCUGAGAGUCUCAGUACAGAUUGCACUUGUGUUUAAGAUUGCAGAGAACAUACUGUACAAUAUUCCGUUGGGGAGAAAAACUGAAGGAGCAAAUAGACUCCACUCAUGCAGACAUGUACGACAUAUCAGAGACAUAAUGGCAAAAGAGCUGAGGCGCUGAGAUCCCUUUUUGAGCGCCUCUGUUCUUACUUCUUUAGACCAAAUUUUCUUUAUUGAAAUUACAAAAUUCUUAACAAUUAAAGCUGCAAACCCAUCAGACAGCAUAAGGUUGCUUCCUAUAAUUUCAACACCACUUUUUAAGAUAUACAGCUUGGACAUUUUAAUAUACAACAAAAACAUCAGUGUGCUCAGUCAACAUUACUCUGUAAAGGUAGCUCUGUUCUAGCCUCCAGUGACUUAGCCUAUAGAGACCCCUUACUAAACUAUAUAACAAUUCAUAAUCUCUAAUAUGCCGUAGUACCUAGUGUAUACUCUAGAGAUGUAUUUGUAACAUCAUUUUAGCUAUACUUAAAGAUCUCUUCUCUGCGAAUACAUUGUACUAAUGUAGCCUACGUAUCUGUAAAGAAAACACUCUUUUUUUGCUGCUACACCAUUUGUGCCCUUUUAUGAUGUCUUUGUAGAAAAAGUGUUAUGUUGAAUUAGUAUAUAAAUGCCAAUUAAUCGAUUCAAUGUCCACAUAAAAGUGUAUACUGCAUCGUCAAUUAUAUUGAAAAUGAUACCAGGAUAAAACCAUGAUGUUACAGAUGUUAAUAAAGGAAAUGUCUUAUUUUUCAUAUAAA
Eleginops maclovinus (Patagonian blennie) is the source of this 5422-nucleotide messenger RNA. It is a transcript of the gene vegfba, whose product is annotated as vascular endothelial growth factor Ba. The coding region runs from base 942 to 1688 and encodes 248 amino acids. Gene Ontology annotation, biological process: vascular endothelial growth factor signaling pathway; sprouting angiogenesis; vascular endothelial growth factor receptor signaling pathway. The record is from RefSeq and is a predicted model, not a curated record. Gene Ontology annotation, molecular function: vascular endothelial growth factor receptor binding; chemoattractant activity; heparin binding. Gene Ontology annotation, cellular component: membrane. The transcript has 8 exons. NCBI's taxonomy places the organism in Eukaryota, Metazoa, Chordata, Actinopteri, Perciformes, Eleginopidae.